Messenger RNA from Microthlaspi erraticum, 4905 nucleotides. The record is from the annotation of a GenBank genome assembly. Lineage: Eukaryota; Viridiplantae; Streptophyta; Magnoliopsida; Brassicales; Brassicaceae.
AUGGCGCUGUUCCGUCGCUUCUUCUACAAAAAGCCUCCGGAUCGGCUUCUCGAGAUCUCGGAGCGUGUUUAUGUUUUUGACUGCUGUUUCUCGAGCGAUGUUAUGGGAGAAGAUGAGUACAAAGUCUACUUGGGUGGCAUCGUAGCACAGCUACAGGAUCAUUUCCCAGAUGCCUCGUUCAUGGUGUUUAACUUUAGAGAAGGAGAACAGCGGAGUAAGAUAUCAGAUGUGUUGUCUCAGUACGACAUGACGGUGAUGGAUUAUCCUCGGCAGUAUGAGAGUUGUCCGCUUUUACCUCUCGAAAUGAUCCAUCACUUUCUAAAAUCUAGCGAGAGCUGGUUAUCGUUGGAAGGACAACAAAAUGUUCUGCUGAUGCAUUGCGAAAAAGGUGGUUGGCCAGUUCUUGCGUUUAUGCUGUCAGGGCUGUUACUGUACAGAAAGCAGUAUCAGGGCGAGCAGAAGACUCUUGAGAUGGUACACAAACAGGCUCCCAAGGAGCUUCUUCACCUCUUGUCUCCUCUAAACCCACAGCCAUCUCAACUCAGAUAUCUUCAGUACAUUUCUAGAAGAAAUUUAGGAUCUGAUUGGCCUCCUGCAGACACGCCUCUUCUUUUGGAUUGCUUGAUUCUCAGAGAUCUCCCACAUUUUGAAGGGAGGAAAGGUUGCAGACCAAUAUUACGGGUCUAUGGCCAGGACCCUAAAGCCCGAGCCAACAGGAGUUCCAUAGUUCUUUUUUCCACGCCAAAGACAAACAAACACACUCGCCUCUAUCAACAGGAAGAGUGCAUCCUGGUGAAAUUAGAUGUCCAGUGCCGUGUUCAAGGGGAUGUUGUUGUGGAAUGUAUACACUUAAAUGAUGAUUUGGUGCGUGAGGAGAUGGUCUUUAGAAUCAUGUUCCACACGGCAUUUGUGCGUGCUAAUAUUUUAAUGAUCCAACGCGAUGAGAUGGAUAUAGUUUGGGAUGCCAAGGAGCAGUUCCCAAAGGAAUUUAAGGCAGAGGUACUUUUUUCUGGUGCGGAUGCCGUGGUGCCUCCUACUAUCGCUACAGCCCCAGUAUCAGACGAUGAGAGCGACGACUUUGAUAUGGCUUCACCUGAAGAGUUUUUUGAGGUGGAGGAGAUUUUUAGCGAUGUGAUUGAUGGGCCUGAGCAUAAGAAAGACUCAGAUAGUUUUGUGGUUGUUGAUACUGCUUCAGAUGAUUCUGAAGGUAAAGAGGUGUGGAAGGGGGAUGUGGAUCCCAAUGCGUUUCUAGAUUGUGCAUCUGAUGAUUCAAAUCAUAAAAAUGAUCUGCGUGGAGAGGCGAGCACAGAUCCAGUCAAAGAUAUCACUGUUGAUGACGUACAGUAUAGGUCAGAUGGGAAGGCAGAUUCCAACAUUGACUCAGUGAAGGAUAUAGGAGUAGAUGAUGGUGAUGAGCAGCGAAAGAGAAGAAACAUGGAAGCAAAGGAAAAUGAUUCUACAACAGAAGUGACUCAGGAAAAAGGUGAUGGAGAAAGCAAUGAUUCUGAGAAUGAUUUAGAUACAGCUCAGAAAACAAAUAACAUAUCAGAAAAAACACAAGCUACACCAAAGAAACAGGUAGGAGCUAAUGCAAAACUAGGUGUAGAUUCACUCAAACCAAAGUCUAAGCAGCAAGAGACUCAGGGUAACUUAAGAAUGGCUAAGCCCAAUGCAGUUUCUCGAUGGAUUCCUUCAAAUAAGGGCUCAUAUAAAGAUUCUAUGCAUGUGGCGUAUCCCCCAACAAGGAUUAACAGUGCUCCUGCUGCAAUCACCACGUCUGGCAAGGAUGGUAAAAGAGCUACAUCACCUGAUGGUGUGAUUCCAAAGGAUGCUAAGACUAAAUAUCUGAGAGCGUCUGUUUCUUCACCGGAUAUGAGGAGCCGAGCUCCAAUUUAUGCAUCACCUGAUUCUAGCCCGAGGGAAAAGCCGCCUUCUCUACCUGUUUCCUCUCCACAUCAGGCGCCUCAACCACCUCCAUCUCCGGCCCUGCCUUCUGUAGCCAGUGAGGCAACAUCACAAGCAGCACCUCCUCCACCUCCGCCACCUCCACCACCUCCGCCACUGCCUACUUACUCUUCACCGAGUCAAAAUAACAUCCGGUCUCAAACAUCUCAGAUCCCACCACCACCACCUCCUCCUCCAUUUGCAUCUGAGAGACAAAACAGUGGAACCUUGCUGCCGCCACCACCACCACCACCACCUCCUCCUUUUGCAUCUAAGAGACCAAACAGUGGAACCAUGUUGCCUCCACCACCACCUCCUCCUCCUCCUCCUUUUGCAUCUGAAAGACUAAACAGUGGAACCAUGUUGCCUACACCACCAACUCCUCCUUUUGCAUCUGAGAGAUCAAACACUGGAACGGUGUUGCCACCAACAUCUCCACCUUGGAAGUCUGUGUAUGCUUCAGCUUUGGCAACUCCUACGAAAUGUUCUACGUCUCAACCUCAUCCCACUUUACCUCCUCAAACUAGCAGCCACUCUCAAACAUCUCAGCUCCCAUCGCCACCGCCUCCUCCACCACCACCUCCUUUUGCAUCUGUGAGGCGAAACAGUGAAACCAUGUUGCCUCCACCACCACCUCCACCACCUUGGAAGUCUGUGUAUACUUCGACUCUUGAAACUCAUGAGGCAUGCUCUACAUCUUACGAUUCUCCACCACCACCGCCACCACCUCCUCCAUUUAGUUCAUCAAAUACAACAAAAGCAAAUGGAGGUCACAUUCCUCCUCCUCCCCCUCUACCUUACAAGAGUAUUACAUCUUCACCAUCCCCCAAAGCCUCUCCAAUUAAUGGUUUUUCCGCUCAUCCUCCACCACCUCCUCCUCCUCCUCCUUUUAGCAAAGCACAUUCAGUCCCUCCACCUUCACCUCCUCCACCGAGUUAUGGAUCUCCACCUCCACCUCCUCCUCCUCCUUUUAGUCACGUACGUUCAAUUCCUCCGCCACCAAGUCAUGGAGCCCCUCCUCCUCCACCGCCCCCUCCUUUUGGUAAGACUUCACCUCCGCCGCCACCACCACCUCCAUUUAGAUCUAGUGGACCUCCACCGCCACCACCACCUCCAAUGAGAUCUGGUGGACCUCCGCCUCCACCACCACCUCCAAUGAGAUCUGGUGGACCUCCGCCGCCACCACCACCUCCAUUCAUAUCUGGUGGACCUCCUCCACCACCACCACCUCCAUUUGGAGGAGCCCCACCGCCACCACCUCCCCCAAUGCGUGGAGGAGCCCCACCGCCACCACCUCCCCCAAUGCGUGGAGGAGCCCCACCACCGCCUCCUCCUCCUAUGCGUGGAGGAGCUCCACCUCCUCCUCCGCCUCCUGGUGGUAGAGGUCCUGGGGGACCGCCGCCUCCACCACGUGCUCCUGGUCCACCUCCGCCUCCCGGACCAAGACCUCCUGGUGGACCUCCUCCGCCUCCUGGACCAAGACCUCCAGGUGGUGGACCUUCUGAUCUUAAGGGUGCUGGAAGAGGGCGUGGUCUUGCACGUCCAGGUUUGGGGUCUUCAGCUCCAAAGAAGUCUUCUCUGAAGCCUUUACACUGGGUUAAAGUAACAAGGGCCUUGCAGGGGAGCUUAUGGGACGAGUUACAGAGGCAUGGAGAAGGACAAACUGCACCAGAAUUUGAUGUAUCAGAAAUAGAGACCCUUUUCACUGCUGCUGUGCAAAAACCGGUUGAUAAAUCUGCUCGAAAAAAACCGGCUGGGGCAAAGCCUGAAAAAAUUCAACUGAUUGACCUAAGGAGAGCCAAUAACACGGAAAUUAUGCUUACAAAAGUAAAGAUGCCGCUACCUGAUAUGAUGGCUGCAGUUUUGGCAAUGGAUGAUACUGUAUUAGAUAUUGAUCAAAUAGAGAAUCUUAUAAAGUUUUGUCCAACCAAGGAAGAGAUGGAAACUCUUAAGAACUACACUGGUGACAAGGCGGUCUUGGGAAAGUGUGAGCAGUACUUUCUAGAGCUAAUGAAGGUGCCACGAGUAGAAUCAAAGCUGAGAGUAUUUUCCUUCAAGAUUCAAUUCGGCACUCAGAUAACAGAAUUCAAAAAAAGUUUAAAUGCGGUAAAUUCUGCGUGUGAGGAGGUCCGUACUUCACAAAAGCUAAAAGAAAUUAUGAAAAAGAUUCUUUACCUGGGGAACACAUUGAACCAAGGAACAGCGAGGGGCGCUGCAGUAGGAUUCAAGCUGGACAGUUUAUUGAAAUUAAGCGAUACACGUGCUGCUAAUAGCAAGAUGACUCUCAUGCAUUAUCUUUGCAAGGUCCUUGCUUCCAAGGCAUCAGUUCUACUGGACUUCCCCAAGGAUCUUCAAAGUCUUGAAUCAGCUUCAAAGAUACAAUUGAAGUCGCUGGCUGAGGAAAUGCAAGCUAUCAUCAAAGGAUUGGAAAAAUUGAACCAGGAGCUCGCUGCAUCCGAAAGUGACGGUCCUGUUUCUGACGUUUUCCGUAAAACAUUAAAAGACUUCAUUUCCGUCGCUGAGACUGAAGUGGCAACUGUAUCUAGUCUGUACGGCGUCGUGGGAAACAAUGCUGAUGCACUUGCGUACUAUUUCGGCGAGGAUCCAAAACGUUGUCCAUUUGAACAAGUUACUGCGACACUCUUGACAUUUAUAAGGUUGUUUAAGAAAGCACAUGAAGAGAAUAUAAAGCAAGUUGAGUUGGAGAAGAAGAAAGCCGCCAAGGAAGCGGAAAUGGAGAAGGCGAAAGGACGAAGGCAGUGCCAGUUGGAGUUAGCGUUUCCGCAAACAGGCACAGAGCUGUUUGUUGCGGUUGAAAACAGGAUCGGGUCCUACUGGGAAACGAUUCGCCGGGGCGGGCUAUCGAGGAACCAUCCGAAGAUCAUAAGAGAGACAGGUCUCUUUUCUCCACUCACUCACGUUUACACGACUAACUCCACAUUGAUUCAUUCUAACUUGUAA